Messenger RNA from Osmia bicornis bicornis, 1633 nucleotides. RefSeq names its product metallophosphoesterase 1 (gene PGAP5). Bases 397 to 1548 code for a protein of 383 amino acids. Gene Ontology annotation, biological process: GPI anchor biosynthetic process. The record is from RefSeq and is a predicted model, not a curated record. Lineage: Eukaryota; Metazoa; Arthropoda; Insecta; Hymenoptera; Megachilidae. Gene Ontology annotation, molecular function: hydrolase activity. The transcript has 9 exons.
UGCUGAUUGUGUUAGUAGCACUCAACAAUGACUGCUCUUGUAAUCUCAAAUAUGCCCGUGAUUGUUCCGAUAACUAUCCUUACUGACAAGUUUGAAUUUUUAAAUAGGCUCUAAACAGAACGUUAUUCCACUUCUGUCUAAAUUUUCUACUUUAUUCACAAUCCAGAAUCUUCUGGUGAAGAAUAUAUGUAAUUUUGAUCUUUUCAAACAUUCAAUAUAAAGUAUUGCAUUUAAAAAAACUAUAUCAUAUGCACAGAAAUAAAAGUGAUCAGUAUUCAGUUUGAGUGUAAAAAAUGUUUGAUGUGCAAUACGUAUUUAUAUUAGAAUUUUAUUGAAAUGAGAUCUAUAUUCUGAAUUUUAUCAGUGUACUUUAUGUAUUCAUUUUCCUAAUACAAAAUGUUAGGCACUAGAACGUUUUCGUAUAAGAAAUAUUUAGCUGAAGCUGGUAUAGCACUAGUAUGUGUGUUUAUAUUUUGUGAAUAUUUGGUAUAUUAUUGUGUGCUUAUUCAGUGUGCAUGGCCUAUGUUGGAUCCACAUAAAGUUGAUGUUACAAUUACUCCAACAAAGUCAGAUGAAAUUCCUGUACAUGCAAUGUUUUUAGCAGACACUCAUUUAUUAGGUUCUAAGAAUGGACAUUGGUUUGAUAAAUUAAAAAGAGAAUGGCAAAUGUAUAGAGCAUUUCAAACUAUGGUUACAAUUCAUAAACCAGAUAUCAUUUUUAUAUUAGGUGAUUUAUUUGAUGAAGGACAAUGGAGCAGUUCCACAGAAUUUUAUCAGUAUAUAGAAAGAUUUCAUUCAUUAUUUUCAGUACCUAAAAACACCUAUCUUUAUGUUGUUGCUGGAAAUCAUGACAUUGGAUUUCAUUAUGCAAUUACACCAUACUUGAAUCAACGAUUUGUGAAUGGUUUAAAAUCACCAAGUGUAAAAAGAAUUAGUAUAAGGGGAAAUCACUUUGUUUUAAUUAAUAGUAUGGCACUAGAAGGAGAUGGAUGUUUUUUGUGUCGUCCUACAGAAAUUGCAUUAAACAAAAUUGCUGCACACUUAAAAUGUGCAAAAGGUGUGGGAAAUAAUUGUGACAAUGAUAAUACAAUUUCAAGAUAUAGUAGACCAAUUAUUUUACAGCACUAUCCAAUGUAUAGAGAAUCCGAUGAAGUCUGUAAUGAACUUGAUGAAGCACCAGAAGAAGUAAAAAGUAUUAAGUUUAGAGAAAGAUGGGAGUGUUUAUCAAAAGAAGCAUCUGAACAAUUAUUGGAUAUAUUGAAUCCGAGAUUGAUUAUUAAUGGACACACUCACCAUGGUUGUAGAAGAAUGCACAGACAGGAUACAAUGGAAUUCACGAUACCAUCAUUUAGUUGGCGUAACAAAGAUAAUCCAUCGCUCUUACUAGGUGUAUUUACUCCCAAUAAUUAUUCUGUAUCAAAAUGUUAUAUGCCCAUGGAAUCUACCGAAAUUAAAAUUUAUAUCAUCAGUAUAGUAUACCUUUUUAUAUAUUUUAUUAUAAAAUGUAAAAUAAGACAAAGUCGAUAUUAUUUCCUGAAAUUUCACUGAAAAUAUUUAAGUAGUAUAUAGAAAUAGAAAUCCUAAAUUAUUGACAGAUCUGUAUGUAUAUAUAUAAUAUAACAGUUUAAAUUUC